This is a messenger RNA of Pseudomassariella vexata, 800 nucleotides long. RefSeq lists its product as uncharacterized. Bases 451 to 654 code for a protein of 67 amino acids. The record is from RefSeq and is a predicted model, not a curated record. The transcript has a single exon. NCBI's taxonomy places the organism in Eukaryota, Fungi, Ascomycota, Sordariomycetes, Amphisphaeriales, Pseudomassariaceae.
CUUGGAUGUUAUUCUCGGAUUGUACCCGUAGCCGCUGCAGUGACCGGCCAUAGAGGUGUUGAAUGUGUCGAGUACGACGAUGCCAAGUUCGCCAAAGCCGAUUCCUUCGGUUAUGAUAAGCUCAGCAAGCCCCAAAGUCGCCCUACGACUGAGAUCAGCGACGUCAAAUUCUGGCUUGUGACUGGCGAUGUCAAGCCUCCACUCAAGGAGAUCAAAUACGAGGCUCCGUCACAGUCCUGGGGCGUUGGAUCGCCGGUCUACUUCUUGUUGAUUCGCGAAGGGGACCUCAAAAGGUGCAAGAAGGACUUCCAAUGAGUGUAGUAGGGCUAUCAAUUUCAUCAGUAAUAAGAUUCUCCGACUUCAGUGGUUAGAUGAGUUUUGCACCGAUGAAGCCGACUCGGAAAAGUGGCAGUCACUUUUGAUGCUUAUGCAGAGGCAGUGGAUUUACCGAUGAUGGGUCAGGAGAUUGCUUUGACCAAAAAUGCCGUCAUAUUCUAUGGCCCAGACGAAAUCAGCUGGUGGGUCCUCUCUGUUGCGGUUGAACUGUUUGUGAAGGUCGAGAUAGCAACACAUCGCCUCUUAGAAAUUAUUAAGGACCCUUUGAAUUUGUCUCGGCACUCGGUGCGAGUAUGCUUAUUCAGGCCACAGGUAUGAUUUCGGAUACUACAAAUCUGACAGAAGCUCAGAUGACACGAAGAUCGAAAAUAAAGCAACGGGAUCAAACAAAUACAGAAGCCCCGCGAAAACGAGACCACCCAGGCGUUCGUGUAUGUUAAAUGGUAUUGAAGUUGGAAGCUUUG